AUUCGUUAUCUUAGCAAGCUGUGCCAAAUGUACAGCAAAUUUGGAAAUCGUGUGCGAGUUCUGAACCUAAUUUCACGCUGUCAAAUCGUACAUUGACAGUUGGUUGAAAAGGCGCGUUAUCUGCUGGCAACACUGUAUGCUAAUUGCAACGGUUUUUCAGAGCCUCCAAAAAGAGAAGCGCCAACCGAUAAACACGAAAGGACGUGCAGUUGUGCUGUGAUAAAACAAAGCUUUCGGUCACGAUAUCGCCUCAUUCUUGCCGGAAAAUGUUUGAAGAGUUGUAAAUCGCCCGGAAAGUGGUUUCUUAGUUGGAAAGUGUGAAAUUGUUCGUUUUUCGCGAUGUCCAAACAAGAGAAAGAACAGAAGGCAAUCGCCGUUAGGACAGCGCGUCUGAACGAUUUGAUACUAGGUCGGUCCAAUGCUGGAGGUGACGCGCUAUUGUCCCACGGAAAAGAGGCCGCCGAUGCGGACCUCCUUGAUGUUGCUCUCAGCCGGGAGGGUCUGCUGGAUACGUUGCUUGUGCUUUACGCCGAAUGUAGCAAAGAUGCGGUCAAGAAAAAGGACAAAAAUAUCGCUGACUUCGUUACUAAAUACCGUUCAAUCAUUCAAGAAACCCGCGAAAGACGAGUGAAUGUACAUGAUUUCGAUGUAAAAUGUCUCAUCGGCAAAGGAUAUUUCGGGGAAGUCCAUCUUGUGGCCGAACGAUAUACGAAACAACUAUACGCGAUGAAAAAGAUGACGAAAGAGUCCGUCUCGUCGACUCAAGUGCGUACUGAACGUGACAUUAUGGCUACAAGGCGUUCGGAAUGGAUCACACCGUUGCAGUACGCCUUUCAGGACCAGCAUUGUUUGUAUCUGGUCAUGGAGUUUUUACCUGGUGGCGAUUUGUUGAGCCUAAUGAUACGCGUUGGUGUGUUCGACGAAGAUCUUGCUCAGUUUUACCUGGCUGAACUGACUGCAGCGCUGCAUUGUUUGCACUCGAUGGGAUUCGUGCAUAGAGACAUUAAGCCGGAAAACAUUUUGCUCGACCGUUUCGGACAUCUUAAGCUGGCCGAUUUUGGGAACGCGACGGCUAUCAAUGAUGAUGGCAGUGUUACGAGUCCAAUGCCGGUUGGAACUCCCGAUUACAUUGCGCCCGAGGUGCUGCAAACAUUGUCGACCGUUGGCCGUUCGACGCAUACUGCCAAUCACGACGUUACCUGCGACUACUGGUCGAUGGGCAUCAUCGGCUACGAGUUCAUAGCAGAGCAAACACCAUUUCAUGGGGACAAUGUGAACGAAACUUAUUCGAAGAUACUCGAAUAUUGCGAAGGGCGUGUUACGAAGAAACUCUCCUACCCGGCGCACGUUUCCAUCUCCGCCAGUUACCGCGAUCUUCUUGGUCGACUAGUGACAAACGUGUCCAAUCGUAUUUCGUACCCGGAAAUAGUACGGCACCCAUUCUUUGGUGAUUUGAAUUGGGAUCGGUUGCGGUACAUGAUUCCGCCAAUUAUUCCAACCGUUGGCAGCGAUGACGAUACGUCCAACUUUGACGAUGUUGAUAAAACUGGCAAACGUAAAGCGUUGCUUGGCCGGAAGCCAACGUAUAACAUCGCACGCAUGAAUGAUUUUUCCGGGCACGAUCUUCCUUUCUUGGGCUACAGCUACGUGCAUGAGACGGAUGCGGCAGGCAUGUAUCGCGAUACGGACGAACACAUGAAAGCGGCCAGGCUGACUGCAAAAGUGAAGGAACAGGAGCGUCGUUUGAAGGAGCACAGUGAGGAAAUUCAUCGUCUACAGAAGGAUGUACUAGAGCGCGAUCGUAAGAUUGUCACCAUGGCGGCACAUAGUAAGAUACUGCAGGAAACGAAAAAGGAACUGGAACGAAUGAAAGAGUUACUGAAGGAGAAAACGGCGGAACUGGCCGCCACCCGUACCGAGAACAAAACUUUGCGCAACAGCUUGAAAAUCGAGAAGGAAGAGCGUUUCAAAAACGAUGCUACGAUUGCCGAUGUGGUGAAGCAGACGUACAAGAAGUGGGAAAAGUCUAAGCAGGCCUCCGAUCAAGCGUACGAGCGACAGUUGGCUGAGAAGAAGACGGAACUUGCCGUAGCAAACGAUAAGCUGCGUGAAGUAUCUACUGAGCUAGUGACGCGGCUGGAGGAAUGUCAGCAUCUUCAGGAAUCCAUCGAAAAUUACAAGGAUUUGCUCAAAAAAUCGAAGGAUAAAUUAAUGACGGACAAGGAGAGCCUUGAUCGCAGUCAGCAGGAGCUAAUGGCGACUUACGAUGCCAAAAUAGCGGAACUACGGGCGAAAUGGAAGGCAGAAAAAGAACAGCGGGCCAUUCUGGAGGUGGAGGUGCGUGAGUUACGCGACAAGUUGCAGGAGGAAGAAUCGACCGUAAAGUUUGUAGCGGAAAGAGAACAAAAGCUGGUCGACAAUAUCAAACGCCGCAUGACGAUGCAGCUGGAGGAAAAUAACAUGCUGCGCGAGGCGAAGCAAUUUUCGGAAAAGAUGAGCGAAGAAAUGCAGAAGAAGAACGAUCAUUUGCGCAGUGAGAUCUGCAAGCUGCAGGAGGAAAAGAAUAUGACGGUAUCGAUCAGCAGUGUGGAGAGUAGCCGCCGAAGCUCGCUGGUGUAUGAGCAAGAGUUCAGAAGUGCUAACUCUAGCUUGCAGGACAUGACGACGGUACUUUCGGGACCGAACACGGAGACACAGCUGCGCAAUGACUUAAUUAAAGCGAGGGAAAGUGAAAAUGAACAGCGUAAACGGGCCGAACACUUAGAGGUAGUUGUCGGCCGGCUAGAGAAGGUAAUUGAUCAGCUGAAGGCAACUGGAACAGGAACAUCUGGCGCAGAAACGUUGCUGGAGAAGCAGAAAGAAUGCUUGGAAGAUAAAUUAUCCGCAAUCCGUGAGCAGGCAAUAUUGGACAAGCAAUCGGCACGUACCGCAAACCUUUCGCUCUGGAAGCUGGAGAAGGAACUAGAAGGCUUACGUGGGGAGAAGAGCAUUCUGACCCGACGCAUCGAACAAGCCGACGACCGUGUAACGCGCAUCCGGCACGAGAAGGAAGAAGUGGAGUUUAAAAUGAAGCAGCAGCAGGAAACCAUUACCAACAAGGAUAAACAAAUCGAGGAUCUGCGUGCGGAUAUGACAGUGUUGAAAGGUGAGCUUAAGAAGGAGCGUGAACUUUGGAGUAAUUCGGAGAAGGAUCGAUUAGCGGAGAAAACGGAACUGAUCGAAUGCUUAGCUAAGAUACAAAUUAUGGAGGAAAAGAUGAAGGAAAGCCAACAGAAACAGCAACAGCUGAACGAUCGGGCCAAACUGUUGACGGUGGAAAACGGACGCUUAGCGAAGGAAUUGCGUGAAGCUCAAGAUGAGCUUGCGGAUGCUACGGAAUCGAGCGAAAGUCUUGAGCAACGUUUGGCUGCUGUUACGAAGAACUUCAACGUGCUGAAGGGCGCGUGUAGCAUCACGGAAGCGCAAAUCACCGAGAUGGAGAUGCUACUCGAAAAAGAAUCAAAGCGCAACAAGGAAUGCGGUGAGCAAAUGGAAGCGCUUCGCAAACGUCUUGCCGAUAAAGAUAGCGAGAUCGACCGUAUCAGACACGAGGCGCAAGAGGAACGUUCUGGUAAAACGUUGAGCGAAUCAAGAACCAAUCAUCUGCUGGCGGAGUACGAAGAGUUGCGCAAGAAAUUUGAAGAACUCCAGCGGCAGAUGGUCGAACAGCAGCAGGAACUGAUCGAGAAGACGAGCCAUCUGUUCGAGGUACAAGAACGUAUUGAAUUGUUGAAUCACGAUGCUGAAAACUUGCAAAAGGUGGUUGCCAACUACGAGCAGGAGCACUACAUCCUGAAGGAAGAGAAUUCACGCAUUCUCACAGAUUUGUUCCUUGCAAAGGAACACAUUACGAAGCAAAGCAACGAGAUGCGCGAAGAGCGUGAUCUAAUCGAACAACUGACCGCUGAGCUGGAGCAUGUGAAACGGGUCCUGCAGGAACAGAAAACAUUCUACACCGAACGGGACAUCAAGAGUGAAGCAACGCUGGCGCAACACAAGAAACUGAUCGAUUAUCUACAGGCGAAGGUGGAGGAGUGCAACGCACACAAGAAAAAGAAAACAUUGGCCGGGUUGAUCUUUGGCACAUCGUCGGCCUGCGAACGAAAGGAAAACGUUGUGCCUAUUGCUAGCGCGUCGAAUAAUGGUGUGCCGGUAGAAUCGACUACUAGCUAUCGGAAGCUGCAGGACGAAUUGCAAAAGGAACGGACACGGACCAACCAGCUUAAAGAGCAAUUGCUGCGAGCGAAAACAGAUCUUAUUGCUGCGGCAAAGUGCAAUACGUUGCAGCAAAAACAACAGAAGGAUGAUGAAAAUCUUGUGGUUGAACGAAGCUGUCGAAACGAAGAUCGCCGAUCGGCGACGACGGAUCGUAAGGAGAAGGAAACGCAACCAACAACGGAACAGCAACGCCGUCGUACUGCUUCUGCAGCGGAAAAGCGUAUCUCCACAGGAAAAGUACAUACCUUUGAUAUGACGAUUGAAAGUUCAUCUUCGGUCUCGAAGCAUCCGGCCAUACUAUGUGCCGCGUGUGAUCGUCAUAUUCUUGCCGGUCAUCCCUACUGGAAGUGUACGGAUUGCAGCAUUACUGUCCACCGGAAGUGUCGUGCCUCCGUGGUGGGUGGAUGUGGUGAAAAGCGGAAGAGCGGAACUGGUGGAGCGGUUGCGGGUAAAGCGAAUGAAUCAUUGGACGACUUUGCGGAGGAGCUCGGAACGGGUGACGACGAAGAGACCGACGUUGAGUCUGUUGGACAGGCAGCGGGACGCAAAAGCCCGGCAUUUUCGAUGACUAGUGCGGAGGAGAAAGCCGAAGAGGAUCACUAUGUAGGAGAUUUGCUAUUCAAAACGAAACGCCUCGAACCGAAGCUGUACGUAAACGAUAUCUACGAAGUCAGUGAUAAGGCCGUACUGUUGGGCUGCGAUACUGGUCUAUAUUCCUACCACAUGGAUACGGGAGAGGUGGUUCAUAUCCGGGGUAUUUCGAACGUGCGCUUGUUUGCCGUUUCACCUGCCAUUCCGAAGGCGAUACUGAUUGGUUCGGACGGUGAAUAUCUGUACCAGUGUGAUCUGCGCCAUCUUCAGAGCCGGGCCCAAGCAUCGGCCUGUUUGCAACCGAAGUUGGAAUCGUUUGUGCUGGAUCUAUCGAUUGCAAACCGUACGCACAGUGAACCUUGGCAUAUUGUGCGCAUGAUGGAAGACAUUCCGGACGGUGGGAAGCUUUCGGAUGCAAUCGCUAUAGCAGCCACCUCGUCUCGGAUCGUGAUCCUAAAGUUCGAUGGACAUGCGGGCCGGUUUAAGCCUGUCCGUGGGCUCGAUACGAUUCUCCCAGUAUCGACAGUACUGUUCACAAAGAAUUCGGCCAUCGUUGGGGCGGACAAGUUCUUCGAGAUCGAUCUAAGUACGUAUGGAGCGGACGAAUUUCUGGACAUGUCGGACAACACGCUGAACGAAGUUAGAAAGUGUGCCCCGUUGGCUGCAUUCCGUAUCAACAGCAAGGAGUAUCUGCUAUGCUAUCGGGAGGUAGGCAUUUUCAUUGACGAAUGCGGUUGGCGUUCCCGACCGGGCAAUUUGAACUGGUUGCAGGAUCCGGUCGAGUUUUACUACCGUGAAUCAUGCCUGUUUGUAGCUCAUGCCGACUGCGUGCAGGUAAUGUACAUUAGCAAGUCCUACAUGAAGGAUUUGGAAUGCCAACAGACCCAUGCCGAUGAUGAGCGGCGAGCAUUCAUUAGUUUACGAGAAUCGCCUCGUCUACUGGCACCGCUGCAGUUUGCUCGUACGUCAAUUUACGUGGCGUGUGAGUGUGGACCGGAUCGCGAACAGGAAAUUGUGUUGCUCGAUGGACUGAAAGCACUGCGGACCGUAGGUUUCAGUCGAUCGCUUGAAACGCUUUCCAGCCUAGCAACGGGAGCUGGACAAAGUCAGAAUUCUUUGUCCACCAUCGGGCAAGGCGUUUGAGAGUGGUGGAAAAAUUAAUCCGAAUCGGAAACAUCUUUGUAUGUAAACAGUUUUCUUACCAUAUCAGCGUACCGUUCAAUUUGGAUUUUGGUUUUUCAAGUUUUCAAGUUUUUUUUACAUUUCUAAAAAUUGUUAGUUUUUUUUCUUCUACCUUUUGUUUCUAAUACUUCCUUUAAUAAAUGUAUUGACUUUGACAAGCCCAGCUGCUUAAUUUAACAAA
Molecule: messenger RNA, 6211 nt
Organism: Anopheles funestus (African malaria mosquito)
Lineage: Eukaryota; Metazoa; Arthropoda; Insecta; Diptera; Culicidae
Gene: sti
Product: citron rho-interacting kinase
Exons: 5
Coding region: 340-5991 (1883 amino acids)
Biological process (GO): actomyosin structure organization; peptidyl-threonine phosphorylation
Cellular component (GO): actin cytoskeleton; cytoplasm
Molecular function (GO): protein serine/threonine kinase activity; ATP binding
Source: RefSeq, a predicted model, not a curated record